Molecule: messenger RNA, 5572 nt
Organism: Musca domestica (house fly)
Lineage: Eukaryota; Metazoa; Arthropoda; Insecta; Diptera; Muscidae
Product: myb-like protein X
Exons: 8
Coding region: 163-5265 (1700 amino acids)
Source: RefSeq, a predicted model, not a curated record
GAAGGAAGAAGAAGACUCAAAAUCGUAGCUGUGUCCAAACCAAAAAAAACACUGUAAAUCCUUGAUUUCUUGCAAUGGUGAUCAAGGGUUAAAGAAACAAUAGAAAAGCAAACAGGCUGCAUAAUACUUAUGAAAACCCUUCCGUAGAAUAUACUUUUAAACAUGUAUUUAAAAUUUGAAACCACGUUGAACGUUUACCAACAUGAAGAUAAAAUGGUUCUAUGUCGGGUACAUGUAAUAUCCCCGGUGGCUGAUAAAACGAGCAAUGGUGAUAAAACCUUUAGCACCUGUAGACCGUUAACAACCCACCAGUGGUCUUGUUUUGACAAAGAAUUAAAAUCAUGGUUGGAUACGAAUAGGGAAUGGGCUGAUAUCGACGUGGACAAGGAACUACAUAAAUUCUCUGUGAAACCGAAUGUAGAAGUUAAGAUCAAGCGAUCCAAGGUUUCGUCUAAGUAUUUUAACAGAUGUUUAUACAAACCGCCCAUCGAUGCUACUGAUGAUGUGGCUAGUAAUGAUAGUUUACCUGUUCUAGAUUGCUCUUUGGAAUAUAAAACGGCCAAGGUCGUUGCUACUACAACAAUACCCACAGAAGAAUACAACCCCUACGAAUAUGAUCCCCAUGUACCUUCGACAAAAGAACAGUCCAUAUGUCCGCCGUCAUACAAACCAUACACUCCUACAAAGAGAACGCGCAAAAACAGUAGUAUUGAUAACAUAAAACCUCAGGGCCUAAACUUUUUGGGAUUUGACAGCUCUGAAGAUACAUAUUCUCCGAAUAUUGAGAGACAUUUAGCUGCCAGUAAGAUUUCAAUACCGGUAUAUAAACCUGCUCCUAUUGAUGAAAUACGUUCGCCAGAUCCUGAUAACGAAGUUAUUCUCGAGUCAGAGGAGGAGAUAAUGCCAACAAAAACGCAUAGAUCUAUUAGAGUAAGAGACAAACAUAUAUACAAGACUGAUUCCGAAUAUAUACCACAUAGUCAGGAGACACACGAAGUUGUACCUGCUUAUAAACCAACGCCAAUUGAAAAAACCGAUGAUGAUUAUGGUAGAAAGCGGAUAAAAGAAGAUUUGGAUGCCGGCGAAAAGACAAAGUCUCAAACUAAAAAGCAAUCGAAGCAAGAAAAGGAGGUUGCUAAUGAAAAACAGGAAAAAUCUUCAAGAGAAGAAAAGAGUAAAACAGCUUACAUAAAUGAAAAGAAGUUAACGGAAGACACAAAUAAACUAGCCGCACCAUCCAGUGAUGACGAUUUUGAUGAGGAAUCUCAUAACGUUACAUAUAAAAUUAACAAGGAUAAAACGUCAACGAAAUCUGAAACUGGUGACAGCAGCAAGAAAAGUUCAGUGUCUCUGAGUGAAGAUGAAUUCGAAAGAAUAGAGUCGAAAGAUAAAUCAUCGAGUAGUAAAAAUAAGAAGGAUAAAAAAGACUAUGAAAACAAAUCAGUGCCUAAGCCGAAAAUUGAGCGAAAGAGAUCGCAAAGUACGGAUAGCAAAUCAAAAGAAUCAACUUCGGGCGAUAAGGGCACAAAGUCAACUAUUAACCUGCCAUCAAUCGAAGAACAAUCUGAAAAAAAUGACACAGAGGAAUGGGAAAGAAAACGCAAAAAUAAAAAUAAAUCUCCUAAAAACGAAAAACACUCUUCGAAAGAAUAUCUUACAAAUGAGUCUGAAACAUGUAGCCUGAAACAACAUCGAACUAGUGAGGAUGAAUUUGAAGCGAGUGCAUCAAAAUCUAAGGGGAAAAAGAAAGAGAAAAGAUCAUCAUUUGGAGCUAUACAGGAUGAGCACAUUGCUGAAGAGGUUGCUGCUGGUGUAAAAGAAAAGAAAAAGGACAAACGAAAAGAAAAACUAAAAACAAAUGACAAUAAUGCAACACAAGAAGAAAAGGAGAAUAGCAAAGACAUUACGGAACAACCGUUAAGGCCAAAACGUUUUAUCGAAGAAGUGGGACAGCAUGAACGCAAAAAGAAACAAAAGUCUUCGCCAAAAAAUAAAGAACUCUUCGGUACCGAUGACGAUGAUGACAACGAAGUGGAGGACAAUUCAAGUAAACUUUUAUCCAGCGACAACAAUAAUAAUGUCAAUAGUAAAAUGCAUUCGGUGUUUGAAACUCCAAAGACUGAUAAGAAAACCAAAGCGAUAAUUAUGCAAUCUUCGUCGCCAUCACCAUCGGCGAAAAAUAAACGUAAAAAUGAUGAUUGUGAACAAGAAAAGGCUGGAAAGAGUAAAUGGUUAGGCAAGAAUCAACAGAGUGAUGAUUUGAUAAACGAUGAGUCUCCGAAAUCAUCCUUGAAAUGCACCAAAAAGAUUAAAUCAUUAUCCAAAGAUGACAAAAGGAAACGUCUCAAGUCACCAUCACCCCAGCCAAUGGAAAUUGUAAUGUCGCCUGAAACAACAGUCUUGAAGUUGUACAAAGAGGUAUACAAAGUUGUAUCGUUUGUGGCUGAAGCAUACAACUUGACAACCCUCCAGCAUGAAGAUAAUAUGGUUCUAUGUCGAGUACAUCUAAUAUCCCCGGUGGCUGAUAAAACGAGCAAUGGUGAUCAAACCUUUAGCAGCUGCAGAUCGUUAACAGCCGACCAGUGGUGUUGUUUUGAAAAAGAAUUAAAAUCAUGGUUGGAUACGAAUAGGGAAUGGUCUGAUAUCGACGUGGACAAAGAACUGCAUAAAUUCUCUGUGAAACCGAAUGUAGAAGUUAAUAUCAAGCGAUCCAAGGUCUCGUCUAAGUAUUUUAACAGAUGUUUAUACAAACCGCCCAUCGAUGCUACUGAUGAUGUGGCUAGUAAGGAUAGUUUACCUGUUCUAGAUUGCUCUUUGGAAUAUAAAACGGCCAAGCUCGCUGCUACUUCAUCAAUGCCAACAGAAGAAUACAACCCCUACGAAUAUGAUCCCCAUGCACCUUCGACAAAAGAACAGUCCAUAAGUCCGCCGUCAUACAAACCAUACACUCCUACAAAGAGAACGCGCAAAAACAGUAGUAUUGACAGCAUAAAACCUCAGGAUCAAUACUUUUUGGGAUUUGACAGCUCUGAAGAUACAUAUUCUCCGAAUAUUGAGAGACAUUUAGCUGCCAGUAAGAUUUCAAUACCUGUAUAUAAACCUGCUCCUAUUGAUGAAACACGUUCGCCGGAUCCUGAAAACGAAGUUAUUCUCGAGUCAGAUGAGGAUAUAAUGCCAACAAAAACGCAUAGAUCUAUUAGAGUGAGGGACAAACAUAUACACAAGACUGAUUCCGAAUAUAUACCACAUAGACAGGAGACACAUGAAGUUGUACCUACUUAUAAACCAACGCCAAUUGAAAAAACCGAUGAUGAUUAUGGCGCAAAGCGGAUAAAAGAAGAUUUGGAUGCCGGCGAAAAGACAAAGUCUCAAACUAAAAAGCAAUCGAAGAAAGAAAAGGAGGUUGCUAAUGAAAAACAGGAAAAAUCUUCAAGAGAAGAAAAGAGUAAAACAGCUUACAUAAAUGAAAAGAAGUUAACGGAAGACACAAAUAAACUAGCCGCACCAUCCAGUGAUGACGAUUUUGAUGAGGAAUCUCAUAACGUUACAAAUAAAAUUAACAAGGAUAAAUCGUCAACGAAAUCUGAAACUGGUGACAGCAGCAAGAAAAGUUCAGUGUCUCUAAGUGAAGAUGAAUUCGAAAGAAUAGAGUCGAAAUUUAAAUCAUCGAGUAGUAAAAAUAAGAAGGAUAAAAAAGACUAUGAAAACAAAUCAGUGCCAAAACCGAGACUUGAGCGAAAGAGAUCGCAAAGUACGGAUAGCAAAUCAAAAGAAUUAACUUCGGGCGAUAAGGGCACAAAGUCAACUAUUAACCUGCCAUCAAUCGAAGAACAAUCUGAAAACAAUGACACAGAGGAAAGGGAAAGAAAACGCAAAAAUAAAAAUAAAUCUCCUAAAACCGAAAAACACUCUUCGAAAGAAUAUCUUACAAAUGAGUCUGAAACAUGUAGCCUGAAACAAGAUCGAACUAGUGAGGAUGAAUUCGAAGCAAGUGCAUCAAAAUCUAAGGGGAAAAAGAAAGAGAAAAGCUCAUCAUUGGAUGCUAUAAAAGAUGAUCCCAUGGCCGAAGAGGUUGCUGCUGGUGUAAAAGAAAAGAAAAAGGACAAACGAAAAGAAAAAUUAAAUUCAAAUGACAAUAAUGCAACACAAGAAGAAAAGGAGAAUAGCGAAGACAUUUCGGAACAAACGUUAAGACGUUCCGGACGUUCACCAUCUAAACCAAAACGUUUUAUCGAAGAAGUGGGACAAUAUGAAAGCAAAAAGAAGCAAAAGUCUUCGCCAAGAAAAAAAGAACUCUUCGGUACCGAUGACGAUUAUGACACCGUGAGACAGCAUGAACGCAAAAAGAAACAAAAGUCUUCGCCAAAAAAUAAAGAACUCUUCGGUACUGAUGACGAUCAUGACACCGAAGUGGAGGACAAUUCAAGUAAACUUUUAUCUAGCGACAACAAUAAUAAUGCCAAUAAUAAAAUGCAUUCGGUAUUUGAAACUCCAAAGCCUGAUAAGAAAACCAAACCGAUAAUAUUGCAAUCUUCGUCGUCAUCAUCAUCAGCGAAAAAGAAACGUAAACGUAAUGAUUGUGAACAAGAAAAGGCUGGAAUGAGUAAAUGGUUAGGUAAGAAUCAACAGAGUGAUGAUUUGAUAAACGAUGAGUCUCCGAAAUCAUCCUUGAAAUCCACCAAAAAGAUCAAAUCAUCAUCCAAAGAUGAGAAAAAGAAACGCCCCAAGUCACCAACACCCCAGCCAAUGGAAAUUGUAAUGCCGUCUGAAAAAGAAUUGGAAAUGAUACGCAACAAGGCCAAACAACAGUCUGCAGAUAAUGAAAAAUUUAAGGCUGCACUAGAAAAAGCUACUAUUGUUCCGAAACGUGUUGAACAACUAUGCCUGAAAGACAUGUCACUCACAGAUCUAAUGGACACAUUUUCUCUAUACAAAACCGACUUGGAUCAAAUCUUCGAAAAAUGUCGGAAAAAAGACUACGUAAAAAGUCAUGAUGGUGUUAAUCAUUGCCUUGUUAUUGGUCUCAUAGAUCAUAAAAUCCAGUUGAAAAUGUUGGAAAAAUUAUCAGAAAAAUACAAUAGCAACAAUAGUACAUCGCAAGCCUCCAUGUACGCCAAUGCCCUUUUGCCUGAAUGGAUUUUACGGAUAUUUAUGAAACGCUACGAUUUAAAUCGGUCUGAUGCCAUACAACAUAUUGCUGACCAAGACGCCUAUAAAUCAUAUACCGAUGCAGAAAAUGAGUCUUCAUUUUUAGAUGACCUAUGAUAUAUAUGGUGUAGUUAUGAUAAUAUAUGUAUAUGGGGCGUCUUAAUAUCGAAGUUUUACAUUUAAAUUUAUAUUUUCAUUUUGUUAUUUCGAAUCAAAUUAAAUUUCAAUAUUAAAGCUGUGCUUUCAUUUGUUUAAAUACUAUUUUACUCUAGUUUAAGUUUUGUGCAGUACCAUAAAGAAUUAAAAUAAUUAUUCCACCAUAAAUUUUGUAUUUCUCUGCAAUUUUCUUUGUUAUUUAAAGCACAAUUGUAUGUGUAAAAAAAAAAAAACUAUAAUAAAAGUCUUAAGAUAUUCAUAUUUAAAA